AAUCCUGUUAAUUGUUGGUGAGGUGCAAUUAUGUGAGUGACUCUGUGAUAGGGACCGUUUAGUUCAAGCUUCUCCAUGACCUUGAAGUUAAGACCUCACCUUCUUCCUUUCUCCCCCCACAUUCUCUCACCCCUCCUUUACUAGCUGUCACAUAUGAAUAAACUACAUUAAAAUAACAAACCUCCACUAAUUAGCUGAUUGUGCUGGGAAGUGUGAGAGCAGAAUUUCCUGUGUGUGUGAGAGCAGAGCAAGCAGUCACAGGGGCUGAUCAGCUGAUGCCACCCCAGGCGGUUUGCUUCCAUUCAGCUGCCUCACACCCAGCAGAGCUCAGCACAGUGCUCCCAUCACCCAUAUGGGUUCUCCCUACUUCAUACUGGUUCUCUGCUCUCUGUACUGAUUCUCCAUGCCCCAUAGUUGUUCUGCACUGAGCCUGUAAAUAAAGGCUACAAAGUGAACUCACCACCCAUACAGUGGGAAACUGUUACAUGUGCUUGGAGCUGUGUCAUUUUGGGGAUGGGGCUGGGGGCAGGUAGUGCUGCAGGAUGAAGGAUGCAGCAGCAAGGCUCCCAGCAGACCAGUCUGUACUGCAUUCAUUUGCCUGAGGUGUUGGGGCUUUCUGAGCCAAGCCCAAUCUCAUAACCAGGUCCAGCCUCCAUUGAGACCCUCUGUUGGGAACAGAGGUCGGGAGCGCCAACUCUGCAGCCCGAGCUUCAGCUCUGAGCUUACAAAGACUCCAUCCCAUCCUUCCUGGGACAACUAUGGCCUGUGUGAAGGCCUGUGGGUUGGGAACGGCCAUUUCUGAUCCUUCUAAUGCCCUUCCUCGCUUCUUUCCCCUCUCUCCUUCCAGCUGAAAGAACUAUAUGCACUGACGCAACCUCAGGAAAACCCACAAUGGCUGCCAAGCGCAAAGGCGGCCUGAAGCUAAAUGCAAUCUGUGCCAAGCUGAGCCGCCAGGUUGUCUUCGACCACGGGGGAGCCGAGCAGGCGCGUGCGGACAAAGGGCCGCAGCGGGAGAGCAGCAACAAGGAUCUGCCUCAGCCCGGGACCAAGGAGUCAGGGACUGAGUUUUCAGACGGACUCAGCCACGUGCAGAAGAUCGAGGAGGACAAGAGGAGGGAGGUGAUCGAGAAGUGGGUGAACGGGGAGUACGAGGAGCCUUUGCUGGGGCGGGCCGAGGGCAAGGAAUGCCGGGGCGCCGAGGGUGCGGAGGUGCCGCCUGAAGGGGUCUACAUGGUGCAGCCCAAGGGCUGCAGCGAUGAGGAGGACAACGGGGACGAGGCAGACGUGCUGAGGGGCUCACAGGAUGGCACAUUCCUGGACGACAGGGAUUCCGACGGGGCGGCCUCCAAGGAUGACGCGUACCGCGCCUCCAGCGAGGCGGCCUCCAAGCUGGGAACCACCUCAGGGGAAGCUUCGUCGCUGCGAGAUUACGCUGCCACCACCAUGAAUGAAUUCCUGGGCAUGUUUGGCUACGAUGACCAGAACAUGCGGGAUGAGCUGGCCCGCAAGAUCAGCUUCGACAAGCUGAACGCUGCUACCUCAGAGGCCACCGCAGCUGCAGCCUCUCUCCCUGGCGAGGAUGCCAUGAGCAAGCGAGCUCGAUUCUCCAAGUAUGAGGAGUACAUCCGCAAGCUCAAGGCUGGAGAGCAGCUCUCCUGGCCCAUGCACUUGGCCAAAUCUGAGGAGCUGGGCUCCAAGCUGGGCAAAGAAGCUUCCUCGGUGCUGGCACAGCCCAUUCGGCUGCCAGGUCCAGAUGCCUCCAUGCUGACGGAGACCAAAGCCACCAUCCUACCGCUGCCCUCUCCCAGCAGUUCCCAGAUGCAGGGCCUGAUGUCACGGGCCUCCAAAUACGACUUCUUCAUUCAGAAGCUGAAGACAGGUGAGAGCAUCAGGCCACAGAAUGGCAACACUUAUAAGAAGGCCUCCAAGUAUGACCUAGAAAAUGUCAAGUACUUGCACCUUUUCAAGCCUGGGGAAGGCAGCCCAGACAUGGGAGGAGCCAUCGCCUUCAAGACGGGCAAGGUGGGCCGGCCUUCCAAGUACGAUGUGAGGAACAUUCAGAAACUCACUCAGGUGAAAGCUCCAACACCCAGCCUGGCCCCUACUCCUCUCGCCAGCACCCCCAGCAGCACUCCCAUGGCCGGCCCGGAGCAGGCUGUCUCCUUGCCAUUCAACACUCCUGAGUACCUGAAGUCGACUUUCUCCAAGACAGACUCCAUCACAACUGGAACAGUCUCUACAGUGAAGAAUGGAUUACCCACUGACAAACCCACCGUCAGCGAAGAUGUAAAUAUUUACCAGAAGUAUAUUGCCAGGUUUUCUGGCAGCCAGCACUGUGGACACAUACACUGUGCAUACCAGUACCGAGAACAUUACCACUGCCUUGACCCAGAGUGCAACUACCAGAGAUUCACUAGUAAACAGGAUGUGAUUCGGCAUUACAACAUGCACAAGAAACGUGAUAAUUCCCUCCAGCACGGCUUCAUGCGCUUCAGCCCCUUGGAUGACUGCAGUGUGUACUAUCACGGCUGCCACCUGAAUGGGAAAAGCACACACUACCACUGCAUGCAGGUGGGCUGUAACAAGGUCUAUACGAGCACCUCUGACGUGAUGACCCAUGAGAAUUUUCACAAGAAGAACACACAGCUCAUCAACGACGGGUUUCAGCGGUUCCGCGCCACGGAGGACUGUGGUACUGUGGAAUGCCAGUUCUACGGGCAGAAAACCACUCAUUUUCACUGCAGGCGACCUGGGUGCACCUUCACCUUCAAGAACAAGUGUGACAUUGAGAAGCACAAGAGCUACCACAUCAAAGAUGAUGCCUAUGCCAAGGAUGGCUUCAAGAAGUUCUACAAGUAUGAGGAAUGCAAGUAUGAGGGCUGUGUCUACAGCAAGGCCACCAACCACUUUCACUGCAUAAGGGCAGGCUGUGGCUUCACCUUUACCUCCACCAGCCAGAUGACCUCCCACAAACGCAAGCAUGAGCGCCGGCACAUCCGCAGCUCAGGAGUGCUGGGCCUGCCUGCCUCUCUCCUGGGACCCAAGGAUAAUGAGCAAGAGGAGUCCAGUAAUGAUGACCUUAUUGACUUCUCUGCAAUGAGCUCAAAGAACUCCAGCCUGAGUGCCUCUCCCACCAGUCAGCAGUCUUCCGUUUCUCUCAUAGUCCCAGCUGCACCCUCCUCUGCUGCUGAGCUUGCUUCCUCACAGGUCAGCAAGCCUGCCAACAGCAUGACACCAGCCACCAAGAUCUCCGGCCUGCUCUCCCAGGCUCUUCCCAGCAAUAUUCCCUUGGCUCUGGCACUCUCCAACUCAGCACUUCCUGGAGCGGCUGGAUCCUUCUUCCCCAUCAUCCCCAGCCGAGUCUCCACACCACUUCCUGCCAGCUCCGCUAACCUGAUGACUGCUGGUUCAUCUGGCACCAAUCCAACAUCAUCUGCUCCCACAGAUUCCUCAUCCCAGGCCAUCUCAGGAUCUGGUGAGCCUUCAGCUACUUCUUCUCCAGCUCCAGUAGCAUCCAUAAUGGAAAGGAUCUCUGCUAGCAAGGGGUUAAUCUCCCCGAUGAUGGCCAGGCUGGCAGCGGCUGCACUCAAGCCCUCUGUGGCACUUGAAGCAGGUGAGUUGCCAUCAUCAGUUGUCCUAGCAGUGGGAGGAACAAGCGUGCCUGAUGAUCCGGAGAGGAGAGAAUGAGGGGCCCCCUGGGAG
Molecule: messenger RNA, 3702 nt
Organism: Meleagris gallopavo (turkey)
Lineage: Eukaryota; Metazoa; Chordata; Aves; Galliformes; Phasianidae
Source: RefSeq, a predicted model, not a curated record